AUGGCAAAUGCCCAGCUUAGGAGUGAUUUCUUGGAGAAUGGUAGGGGGGGAUAUUAUUUGGUCCAAGAUGGAUUCAAAUAUUCAGUGAAGACAAGGCGCAACGAUAGAUGCUAUUGGAGAUGUGUAGAUCGACAGUGUCCAGCAACUGUAACGACUCUGAACAACAUCCCUGUCACAUUCGGAACUGUCCAUAACCAUCCUGGAGAUAACAUUAGUCUGGCUGCAGAUGCUUUUUUGAACAACGUAAAGAAGCGAUGUCGCGAGGAGACUGUUCCAAUCCCAUCAUGGUUUGAUGAAGAACUUGGCAAACUCUGCAACAAAGAUUUUGAUGAUGAUAUCGAGGAAAUGAUUGGAAAGAUCCCAACCUUUAGUGGCUGUAAAUCCGCAUUAUACCGAGAGGAUGACAACCUCAAGCAACUGGUACCUCGUGCAGCCGUCCUGCCUUUGGUCCCACUGGAGAAAGUUGAGGAUGUGUGGUUUGAGGCUCUCGAGGACAAUGAGGAUGUGGGCCAAGAUGUGACCAACUUUGAUAGGCAACACUGGAACCAUUAUGAUCACGAUGGCCCGCGAACCACAAACAACGUAGAAGGAUGGCACAGCAAGCUGAACAAGUUAUGUCAGCGUCCGCAUCCGAACAUAUUCGCCAUGGUGAAACUGUUGCAAGGCAUUCAAGGUACCAAUGAUGCAAAGAUCAUACAGUAUCAAGCUGGAGGCAAACCAUGCACAAAGAAGAGGAAAUAUCGCCAACUGGAAUCGAGACUCCAGACUCUCAAGAUGAGACUACGGAAUAACACGAUGGAUGUGACAGUAUAUGCUGAUGCAGCUUCACAUCUUAUCCACUUGGAGUAUUAAAUCCAGGAUAAUGACAAUUAUAUACACGUGUAUCAUAUACUUGUGUUUCCUGAACAUU
Messenger RNA from Pecten maximus, 910 nucleotides. RefSeq lists its product as uncharacterized. The record is from RefSeq and is a predicted model, not a curated record. Lineage: Eukaryota; Metazoa; Mollusca; Bivalvia; Pectinida; Pectinidae.